Molecule: messenger RNA, 2249 nt
Organism: Solea solea (common sole)
Lineage: Eukaryota; Metazoa; Chordata; Actinopteri; Pleuronectiformes; Soleidae
Exons: 4
Coding region: 296-2233 (645 amino acids)
Biological process (GO): hormone-mediated signaling pathway; G protein-coupled receptor signaling pathway
Cellular component (GO): plasma membrane
Molecular function (GO): growth hormone secretagogue receptor activity
Source: RefSeq, a predicted model, not a curated record
UGGUCAGAUGUGAUUUAACUCUCUCAAAGAUCAGUCCCUCUGUGUGUUUAUGUGUUUGGUUCAGCGUGUAUUUCAUGUUUUCUCCUGUUCUCAAGUGCUGUUUUCUUGUGUUCAUGACUAGAUAGCACCGGUCCACGCUGACCGUCCCCGUCAGUGUUAACUGUGAUCGAGCUUCAUAGGAAAUCCAUCCGUGUGCGUCACCUCUGCUCCCCGUAACCCAGGACACACACACACCUCUCCCCCGCCGCUUUCUACUGCCUCAUGCUUUCCAUGUCCAGCCCCACCCUGUGCCACCAUGGAUCUUGUGGAGUUGGCAGACAUGGGCCGUGGCUGUGAAGAUAAAAACUGUGGCCUCUCAUCAGACUUCCCAGAACACUGCUCCAACCAGGACUGCCAGUGGGAGGAACCUAUGUUUGGAUUGAUUGAGCUAGUGUGUGUGACUGUGAUUUAUAUUCCACUGAUGCUCUUUGGCCUCCUUGGAAAUAUACUCACAAUUCUGGUGGUUUGGCUGCGUCCACACAUGAGAAGCUCCACCUACCUGUACCUGAGCAGCAUGGCGGUCAGUGAUCUGUUAAUACUCCUGCUGCUGCCUCUGGAUCUAUAUAAGCUCUGGAGGCCCAGACCCUGGCUGUUGGGAGACAUUGCCUGUAAACUGACCAUGUUCCUCUCUGAGUGCUGCACCUUCUGUACCAUUCUCCACAUCACCUUCCUCUCCCUUGAAAGGUACGUGGCCGUCUGCUGGCCAAUCGCAGCCAAGACUUUGGUGACGCGGCGCCGAACCAGGGCUCUCAUUGGCUGCCUCUGGCUGGGUGCGGCUGUUAGUGCAGCACCAGUGUUGAUCAUGGUUGGAGUGGAGGAAGUUGGGGGAGAGGAAGUAGGGUUUGGAGGAUCGAGGGAGGAUGCAGGGUGGACAGGCAGGGAAGGAGAAAAGGGUGCAUUUGUAAUAGGUGGAGGGGAAAGAGGAAAUGGACACUUGAGAUUGAUGGGUGGAGGACCGGAGGGUAUACAGUGGGAAGAGAAAGAGACAAUAGGAUUGGGUGAGAGAGAGAAGUUGUUCAAAGAAGAAGGGGAGAGAAAGCUGGAAAUUCUAGAAACAGAUGAGAGGAAACAAGGAGAUGGAGGAGAAAGGGAAGAUGGGAACCAGGUAGAUAAAAGAGGAGGUGAAGAAGAAGGGGGGAAGAUGGAAGAUGACAGAAUGCAGCAAAAUAAAAUGAAAGAAGACGAGGGAGGAGGAAAGGAGGAGGAGGAGGAUGUUGUUGCGGGAGGAGAGUGGGACAUGAGAGAGUGUCGCUGCACGCACUAUGCCGUCUCAUCUGGCCUGUUGUCAGCCAUGAUGAUUCUCUCCAACCUGUACUUCCUGGUACCGCUCUGCAUCCUGGGACUGGUCUACAGCCUCAUCGGACGAACACUGUGGCUCCGCCCACAAAGCAGCCGCAAAGACCAGAGUCACCGGCACACUGUUAAAAUGCUUGGAGUGAUUGUCUUGGCGUUUGUCCUGUGCUGGCUGCCCUUCCAUGUUGGUCGGACCAUAUUCUCUCUUUCUCUGGGCACUGGCACCGAAAGACAGGAAACUUACAUGGACACAAACUCACAAUCAGACUUGAACACACUUCCUGAUAGUCCUGCAAGCUCAGACACACACCCGCAGAGUCUCUCCCAGACUGGACAAAUGACCACACACGCUCACGCAGAGAAAGGUCACGUAUCGUGUGACAGGACCAGAGUCAAAGUCGACGCACACACCGACGUAGAAGUGGACACCAAAGCGCACACUGACACAGAAGCAUAUCCUGACAACAUGAGCGCACGCGAACACUUACAUUCACUUGUUAUAUCACACACCAGAGUGCACCACAAAAACGCAGCGAGUGCACAUCCCUCAGACCCUGACAUGGAAACACACACACAUGCAAACUGUCAACUGCACAACGGCACAAACACUACGACACAUGACACACAAAAAGGGUGCGUCAACUCACAGAACGACACCGACCCAUACAAUAACACACACGACGACACACAAUUGUAUUUUUUAUACUAUCUGUCUCAGUAUUUCAAUCUGGUGUCCUCAGUCCUCUACUACCUCAGCGCCGCCGUCAACCCUCUACUCUACAACCUGAUGUCCGCCAGAUAUAGACACGCUGUGCACAGCCUCGUACACACACACUGUCACACGCAGUCCCACCGAAUACGCAAAACACUCCACGCACAAAGCUCGACGACCGCUUUGUGAGGGUGAAUGCGUAGAU